CAAAUAUUCAUUUCAACCCAGAGACCUGACAGAAAUCAAAGUGAGAGACUGUGAGGGGCUCCCACCAUGGCUCUGAAGGGCUCCCACAUCAUGUUCCUCCUUCUGGGGUUGUUCGUAGCAGAGCUGGUCCACCAAUCGACCGGCAAAGAGUCUGCGGCAAAGAAGUUUCAGCGGCAGCACAUGGAUCCAAGGAAUUCGACUUCCAAUGACACGAAAUACUGCAACCUCAUGAUGAAAGCCCGGAACAUGACCAAAGGGAGAUGCAAACCAGUCAAUACCUUCAUACACGAGCCUAAGGAAAUAGUCGAUGCCGUCUGCCAGGAGACUAACAUCACCUGCAAGAAUGGGCAGCCCAACUGCCACCAGAGUAGCCAGCCUAUGUCCCUCACCCACUGCCGCCAGACUGGAGCCUCCAAAUACCCCAACUGCCAGUAUCGGGGUUCUGAUAUCAGUAAACAAAUCAUUGUGGCCUGUGAGGGAAAAUCCUAUGUGCCUGUGCACUUUGAUGCUUUUGUAUAGGAUGGGGUCUGACCCCAAGGCAAAGGGAACCAAUCCCUCUAUGCCACUAGAUGCCACCUUAUUGCCUUCACUGCUUCCUCCUCCCUGACCAAGUGCCUGAAAUAGUGCCUUCCCUUUUCCCUCUCCCCUUGCAUGCCUUUCCUUAAACUCAUCGCCUAGGAUCAGACUGAAUGGGUACCGCUCCAAGUAGCCCUUCCACUUUGGGGAUAUGUUUUAUGUGUGUGUAUGUUCAAGGGAAAAUACGAGACUCCCAGAUGUUACAUCUCUUCACUGCUAUUCUCAAUAAAACAUACCUGGUCCCAGGUGAAGAUGCUAACACUG
Messenger RNA from Gracilinanus agilis (Agile Gracile Mouse Opossum), 840 nucleotides. Its product is annotated as ribonuclease pancreatic-like. Gene Ontology annotation, molecular function: nucleic acid binding; RNA nuclease activity. The record is from RefSeq and is a predicted model, not a curated record. The transcript has 2 exons. Lineage: Eukaryota; Metazoa; Chordata; Mammalia; Didelphimorphia; Didelphidae. Bases 67 to 519 code for a protein of 150 amino acids.